This is a messenger RNA of Archocentrus centrarchus (flier cichlid), 9470 nucleotides long. It is a transcript of the gene lama1, whose product is annotated as laminin, alpha 1. The record is from RefSeq and is a predicted model, not a curated record. Lineage: Eukaryota; Metazoa; Chordata; Actinopteri; Cichliformes; Cichlidae. Gene Ontology annotation, biological process: tissue development; blood vessel morphogenesis; camera-type eye development. Gene Ontology annotation, molecular function: extracellular matrix structural constituent. The transcript has 64 exons. Gene Ontology annotation, cellular component: basement membrane. Bases 1 to 9231 code for a protein of 3076 amino acids.
AUGAAACUGCUGCUGCUUUUGUUGCUGAUGGAGCAAGUUGCAGCUCAGCAGAGAGGUCUGUUUCCUGCCAUAUUGAAUCUGGCCAGUAAUGCAGUAAUCAGCAGUAAUGCAACAUGUGGAGACCCACAACCUGAAGUCUACUGCAAACUGGUGGAACAUGUUCCAGGAAGGAGGAUCAGGAACUCACACUGUCUCAAAUGUGAUGCCAACUCCGUUCUGUCCAGAGAACGUCACCCAAUCACAAACGCUAUUGAUGGAACUAAUCAGUGGUGGCAGAGUCCGAGUAUCAAGAAUGGACAACAGUUUCACUGGAUUACCAUCACACUAGAUUUGAAACAGAUUUUUCAGAUUGCAUACAUCAUUAUUAAGGCAGCUAAUUCUCCUCGACCAGGUAAUUGGAUCCUGGAGCGCUCUCUGGAUGGUGUGUCCUUUGACCCUUGGCAGUUUUAUGCCAUCAGUGACUCUGAGUGUUUAUCACGUUACAACAUCACACCACGACUCGGACCCCCAACCUAUAAGAGUGAUACAGAGGUUAUCUGUACAUCAUAUUAUUCCAAAUUAAACCCACUGGAGCAUGGAGAGAUCCAUACCUCUCUAAUUAAUGGCCGACCUGGAGCCGAUGAUUUAACGUCAGAGCUCCUGAACUUUACAUCAGCGCGUUACAUCAGACUGAGUCUUCAGCGAAUCAGAACACUGAAUGCUGACCUGAUGACACUGAGUGCUCAUGAUCCCCGAGACAUUGACCCCAUUGUCACUCGGAGGUAUUAUUACUCCAUCAAAGACAUCUCUGUGGGUGGGAUGUGCAUCUGCUAUGGACAUGCUCAGAGCUGCCCACUUGACCCUGUUAGCAAGAAGCUUCAUUGUGUAUGUGAACACAAUACUUGUGGGGAAAGCUGUAACAAAUGUUGCCCAGGUUACCAUCAGCAACCAUGGCAACCAGGAACCAUCUCUGAGGGAAACACAUGUGAAAAAUGUAACUGUCACAAUAAGUCACGUGACUGUUACUACAAUCAAACCGUCUCUGAUCUCUCCUUGAGUUUAAACACUCAUGGUGUUUAUCAGGGAGGAGGGGUUUGUAUUGACUGUCAGCAAAACACAGCAGGCAUCAACUGUGAGACCUGCAUGGAUGGAUACUACAGACCUGCUGAGGUUUCUCCAUAUUCAGAAUUUCCAUGUGUUGAAUGCAAGUGUGAUCCGAGAGGCUCAAAGUCUUCAGUGUGCGCCAGAGACAACACACAGCCAGGUGUGCUUGCAGGUCAGUGUAUAUGUAAGGAGGGGUUUGCAGGUCAACAGUGUGAUCGUUGUGCGUUUGGAUACAGAGAUUUUCCUCAGUGUUUUCGCUGCGAGUGUAACCUGUCAGGCAGCACCAACACCGACCCCUGCAGCGCCUGUAGCUGCAAGGAGAAUGUGAUGGGAGCUCCCUGUGAUCUGUGCAAGCCAGGUGUUUAUAACCUUCAGGAGAGUAAUCCUCUUGGAUGCACCAGCUGCUUCUGCUUUGGUGUGUCUGAUGUCUGUGAGAGCUCUGCCUUGUCCACAGUGCAGGUUACAGCAGAAGGCUGGCUCGUCCCUCCUCGCUCCAUCCCCAGCCCCACUGUAAUCAACAGCAAUGAGCUUCCCAUUCACAGCAACACCUCCUCUGGCACCACCCAACAACAACUGCUGUGGUGGACAGCACCCCAAAGUUUCCUUGGCAACAAGCUGGUGUCUUAUGGAGGUUUCCUGAACUACUCUGUGGUUUAUGACGCUCCAUUGGGCAUUGAAAACCCCACUGUCUCUGCCCACUGUGACAUCAUUAUCAAGGGUAAUGGUUUGGUUCUUCAUCUCGCACCUCCUCUCCUCCUCUCCCUCUCACCUCUGGCUGAGCGAUUGGUCACUGUGCCAGUGGUCUGGCAGCAGUUUGUGUAUGACCAAACGGGUGACCAUGUUACCCGCGAUGACCUGCUAUUGGUUCUUGCUGAUGUGACGUCACUGAUUGUCAGAGUUUACCUGAACACCCCUGCCCAUGGACCAAUACGUCUCAGCUCAGUUUCUUUGGACGUUGGUGACCCCAUCUCACAUUCUGGGGUUCGGGCGGUUGCUGUGGAGACGUGUGAAUGUCCUUGGGGUUACAGUGGCACUUCCUGUGAGUCGUGUCUACCAGGUUUCUACAGAGUGGGUGGAAUCUUGUUUGGAGGAAACUGUAUGCAGUGUGAAUGUAAUGAUCAUGCCACUGAGUGUGACAUCAAUGGAGUUUGUGCGGAUUGUGCCCAUAACACCACUGGUCCUCAGUGUGAUCAGUGUCUUCCGGGUUUCUACGGCGAUGCCACAGAGGGAACAACAGAUGACUGUCAGUUGUGUCCGUGUCCUCUGACUGCACUGUCCAACAGGUUCAGCCCCACUUGUGUGAUGGAGGCAUCUGGACAGGUGUUCUGUGACCGGUGCCAGGAUGGGUAUACUGGAACCAACUGUGAGAGGUGUGCUAGUGGCUUCUAUGGUAACCCACAGAUAGUGGGUGGCACCUGUGUUCGCUGUGAGUGUAAUGGGAAUGUAGACAUCAGUGAGGCAGGACACUGCGAUACCGUCACUGGGGAAUGCUUGCGUUGCCUUGGCAACACAGCAGGGCCGCACUGCGAGUUGUGUAAGCAUGGUUACUAUGGAGACGCUGUGCACACCAAAGACUGUCGGGAGUGUGAUUGUGAUGUCAAUGGAGCCCGCUCCAGUGAGUGUGAUAUCACAACAGGCCAGUGUUUCUGUAGACAGAACGUGACAGGACGCACCUGUGACCGCUGCAAGUCAGGGUUCUAUGGGCUGCAGAGUGGCCACGGCUGUCUGCCGUGUGGCUGCAACCACUCAGGAUCGCUCUUUGAAUCAUGUGAUGAGGAGGGGCAGUGCCAGUGUGUAGAGGGCGUGACUGGAGACAAGUGUGACCGCUGCAGUCGGGGUUACUAUGGAUUCCAUGGCAAUGGCUGCAUAGCAUGCUCCUGUGAACACACUGGUGGGAACUGCAACCCUGACAAUGGAGAGUGCACCUGCCCUGCUCACACAGAAGGAGAGACAUGCAAUAGGUGUGAGACCAAUUACUGGGGCCAUAACCCCACCACAGGCUGUAAGCCUUGCAGCUGCAGUGCAGCAGGAAGCUCCACCCCUCAGUGUGACCAGGACAAUGGACAGUGUCUGUGCAAAGAGGGGUUCUUUGGUCAGUCAUGUGACCAGUGUGCACCUGGUUUCUUUGGCUACCCAGCAUGCUCAUGGUGUGGCUGUGACAUGGCAGGAACAGAGGAGAUGUUUUGCAACACGACCUUGGGAGUGUGUUCCUGCCAACACACUGGAAAUUGCGUGUGCAAGCCUGGUGUCUCAGGCCGACGUUGUGAAGAGUGUGUUUCUGGUUGGUUCAGUCUGUCAGCUGAAAAUCCAGAUGGCUGCUUGCAGUGUUUCUGCUCAGGACUAAGCCAAGACUGUGAGGAGCAAGGAGGACUAACCAGAGUACCAAUGUACCCGGCCAACUCUUCCACUCUCCCAUUCCUGUCAUUGGUCAGUCAGUCAGAUCUGCAGGGUGCUGUAUCUGGAGUUUACCGGCAGGGCAGCGAUAUGCUCCUUGACACCCGUCAGCUCAACACCAGUAGGCUGACAGGCCCACUCUAUUGGAGACUCCCCCCCCAGUUUGAAGGCAACCAGCUGCUGUCAUACGGUGGGCUACUAUCUUACGUUGUCACCUUUUACGCUGAGGAUGGCACAGGACUGUCUAACCAGGAGCCUCAGGUGCUAAUGAGGGGAGGGACUCUGAGGAAGCUUGCCAUAUACACUGAUAUGGUUGCCCCAAGCAAUGGUGUCAUGACUCAACAUGACAUAAAACUGACAGAGCACAAGUGGAAGUAUUUUAACUCUGUAUCACAGAAGGCAGUGAGUCAUGCUGACUUCAUGUCUAUCCUCAGUAAUAUCCAGUAUAUCAUCAUCAAGGCAUCUUACGGGACCAGACUACAGCAGAGCAGGAUCUCUAACAUUACCAUGGAGACAGCAGUGGAGGUGGAGGAUUCAGAGGUCAGAGGAGGAAUGGCCAGACUGAUCGAGUCGUGCAUCUGUCCACCUGGAUACACCGGGCUUUCAUGUCAGAAGUGUGCUGUAGGUUAUUUCCGUCAACCUCAGUCUGAGUUGUCAUCCCAGAGCCAGAAGUCGAUGUUUGUUCGUCCCUGUGUUCCAUGUCGCUGCAACAACCACAGCCAGAGCUGUGACGCUGAGACGGGAGCCUGCCAGGACUGUCGGCAUCACACCAGUGGACGGAGCUGUGAGAAAUGUGCCACAGGUUAUUAUGGAAAUGUCAAAGGCUCUAUCAGUGACUGCUCACUGUGUGCCUGCCCCCUGCGGAACAACAGCUUUAGUCCCACCUGCAUUUUGGAGGGAGCACCUGGUGAUUUCCGCUGCACUUCCUGUCAGACCGGCUACCAAGGGAGAUACUGUGAGAGGUGUUCUGUUGGUUACUAUGGAAACCCAUCAGUGCCAGGCGGUGUGUGUUCACAGUGCAACUGCAGUGCAUGGGGCUCCCUCCACUUGCAUUGUGACAUGCUGACUGGACAGUGUGAAUGUAAGCUUGGGGUCAAAGGUCAGUCAUGUGAUCAGUGUGAAGAAAGGAACGUUUUCCAGGAAGGCGAGUGCGUGUCAUGUAAUGACAAGUGUACCAGAGUCCUGCUGGAUGAGCUGGAUGAACUACACAACCGUUUCCUGUUGUUCAACCUGAGUGCCAUUGCCAUGUCAUCUUAUCGGCAGUUGUGGCUGCUUGAGAAUCAGACCCGAGACAUGCAGGUGGUGUUUUCACAGAACAACUCCAGUAUGAUGUUUGUGUCCAGAGUGGAAGAAGGCCUAAAUCAUUUGACCUCUGAGCUCAGCUCUCUGCUGCAGCAGGUCAAAAGUCUGUCUAGCGACGUCCAGGUAGUGGGUGUGUCCACCAACAACAGCUUUUCCCAGGGUGCACUACUGCUAGAGCGCAUCAGUACACUUCAAGACAACAUUUGGGUGCUUCAGAGGAAGGCAGCACUACUGAAUCAGACUGCAGAGGAAGUACUCAGCUCAGCCAAUCAGACACAUCUGCUGGAGGAAGUGGAGUCCAUAUUUGAGGCCAUCAAAGAUGUAAAUCUAACAGCUGCAGAGGCUGCAGCCAAUCAGGAGCUCAGCCUUUCAGAGUCUCUCCUCCAAUUGCUGCAGAUGGACUUCCUGUCUAGCAGGGUGGCCAUUGAUGACAAGCUCUGCCCAAUCUCCAAUUUACUCACUAUUGACAUUAAAACACUGCAACAUGCAAACACGACGCUGAAUGAUGCAGUACAGCAUAACACAGAAACAAACAUGCUGCUGGACACUGCACACACACUGCUGCAGCAAUAUCAGUCUGUUCACCAGAACCUAAGUGCACUGUGUCUGUCUUUGGACAUACUGAUGGAGGACAGGCAGCUGCUGCUCCAAGAUGCUGUCAGUCUGACAGAGGAGUUAACAAACAGCACCACACAGGUUGACGUGUUGGCUGCUCAACUGGAUCAGUGGCGCCCCCUUCUGAGAAAACAGGUGAAUGGUUUGGUUAUUGGGCUGAAGAAGAUCGAUGCUCUCGAGAAUGUUUACCGUGCAGAGAACCAUGCCCAGCUGCUGCAGAGCGAUGCCCUCUCCAUGCACAGUUCUCUGUCAUCAGCGUGUAACAUGUCUCAGAAUGUCAGUCAGCUGGCUCAGUUUGACAGUGACAUCACAGAAAGAGUUGACUCUGCCCAGCAGAUGGCUUCAGUGGCCCUAGCCUCAGCCUCCCUGGCUCUAAACACGACCAUCCAAUCAGAGCAGCCACUGUCAGAAGAAGGCAGGGUGAAACUGAAAGUUUCCUCUGAUGCUUUGAAAGGAAGCCAGAGAAUUAGCAAAGCAGCUGAAGACUUGCAGCUGAAUAUUUCCAUGGUAACUAGCAGACUGCGACUGGUCAAAUAUGGUGUCCGUAACUCUAGCCUCCUUCUCCGUCAGCCAAUCAAAGAGCUACAGGGCCUUUCUAAUGGUUCGUCUGUGCUGUUGCAGUUGACUCAGAUUCAGGUUGCAACAGCAAACUCCAGGUUGCAGGAGGCGCUACAGCAGCUGCAGAGACUGAGAGUGCAGCUGCAGGAUUCUUCUUCUUUGGUGGAAAGCACCAACAAUACAAUGAGGGAGACCAGCCAGCUGGUGACUCUUACACACUCUGCAGCCAAUGAGGCGCAGCAUAAGAUGGAGGAGAUGGAGCAUCGUACGCAGCAUCUGAUGGACAGAAUAAAGCCCCUGAGAAUGCUGGGAGAAACGCUGAACAGAAACCUGUCUGACAUCAGAGAGCUGAUCUAUCAGGCUCGCAGACAGGCAGCAUCGAUUAAGGUGGCGCUGCAGGCGGACAGAGACUGUGUUCAUUCCUACAGACCGCAGAUUCAGUCCAGUAACUUCAACACUCUGAAUCUGAUUGUGAAGACGACAAGUCCAAAUAACCUGCUCUUUUACCUGGGCAGCAACACCACGAUGGACUUCCUGGCUGUCGAGAUGAAUAACGGACACGUUUCCCUGCUGUGGGAUGUGGGCUCAGGCAGCACUCGGCUUGGCUUUCCUGGACUGUCUAUCACCAACAACAGAUGGACCAAGAUCAAUGCUACACGAUUUGGAGCACAUGUUGCGCUGUCAGUCCAUCAGCUGGAUUCUGAUUCAGCUCCAUUGCCAGUGGUAACAGCAACAUCACUAGGAACCGUCCAGGUUUUAGACAUCGACAGCAACACCUUUAUUCACAUUGGAGGGCUGGGAGCUCAUACACAGAGGCCCGCAGCACUGCGAUCUUCCACCUUCCAGGGCUGUUUGGGUGAAGUUUCGCUUAACGAGCAGAACAUUGGACUCUGGAACUACGACAUGAGGGAGGGAGAAUGUGGUGGCUGCUUCAGCAGUCCCCAAGUGGAGGAAACGUCCUUCCACUUUGAUGGAUCUGGCUAUUCAGUGGUGCAGAAGUCUCUGCGGGCUACUUCCACCUUCAUCGUGUUGCAGUUUAAAACUCUGUCUCCAGUCGGACUGUUGCUGUACCUGGCCUCCAACAACACUAGAGACUUCCUGUCCAUGGAGUUGGUGGAGGGGCGUGUUCGUCUGACCUUUGACCUUGGCUCAGGUGCUCUUAUCCUGGCCUCCAACAGGAAGUACAACACUGGAGUGUGGUACAAAAUCACACUGCAGAGGAACAAACGCAAAGGUUACUUGUCCAUUAUGGCAGCUGACCAGUCAUCAGAGAAGGAAGUGCUGGAAGCGGACUCUCCUGGAAAGGCCUCUGACCUGAACCGCUCUGACUUUGACCCCAUCUACAUUGGUGGACUUCCUGCUUCCAGACCAACCAGGCGACAAGUAGCAUCCCGGUCUUAUGUGGGCUGUAUAAAGAAUGUGGAGAUUGCUCGAUCCAACUUUGACCUGCUAAGAGAUGCACAUGGAGUCAGGAAAGGCUGCGUACUUAAGGCGGUGAGAAGCGUGUCUGUGUUGGCCGGAGGCUACGUUCAGAUCAAUCCAACAUCAUUUGGUCAAGAGGCAGAGUUGCUCUUCUCCUUCUCCUCCAGCAACCAAUCAGGGCUCCUGCUGGCUGCUUUCAGUAAUGACCACUCAUACAGACAGCACUUCCUGUCUGUUCACCUAGACUCAGGAGCACUGGAGGUGGAGCUUGGUGAGGUGGGUGGAGCCACUCGUAGGGUAACCUUGAUGAAAUCUGAUGGAGGAUCUUUCAGUGACAGAAUGAAACAUUCUGUGAUCAUUACCAUCAACAGGAAAUCUCUGUCAAUGCAGGUUGAUGAGGAACACGCGAAGCUUGUCUCUCUGUUGCCGGGUGUAUUUUCUCGUCUUUCUCCAGCCUCCUUAUUUAUUGGUGGGCUGCCUUCAGGCAAGGAGGCCCAUCUACCAGUCAGAUUGCAGGAUUUAUCUAGGAUGUUCAUAGGCUGCAUCCAACACCUGGUGGUUGCCAGAGCGCUCGUUGACCUUUCAGGAGCUGUGAAGUAUGAGAGGGCGGCGUUUGACAGAUGUGUGUUGGAAGAGCAGGCUGGGGAGGUGGUGGUUCCUGAUGACCAGGAUGUAUAUCCAACUCCAGACCCCACUCAUUUACCUCUACCUCAGUCCACAUACUUGAGUGCCCGGCCACCUGAAGGUCUAACGUGUGCAUCAAAUGCAGAGCCAACCUUUGUGCCGUCAGCAGUUCAGUUUGGAUUGUCCAAACACAGUCACAUGACCUUCAUCAUCAACCCUAGCACAGUCCGAAAGAGUGUGUCGAUGAGGUUGUUAUUCCGAAGCUGGGCCCUGGACGGCUUGAUCCUCCUCCUGUCUGACUCCAAGCAGAUGGACUUUGUUGUCCUCAGACUAAAGGAGGGGAGGUUGAUGAUGUCGGCUGACCUGGGGAAAGGCCCUGCUUCUAUCACCUCAUCGGUCGCUGUUAACAAUGGAGAGUGGCACACUGUGAUUGCGGAGGUGGGCCAGCGGUUGAUGUCAGUCUCUGUCAACAGUUUGAAACCUGACUCCAUCUCAGUCAAAGGAAAUCAGCUGGAUGUGGACAAUAAAGUUUUCCUUGGAGGAACACCUCGCACUGUAACCAGCAGAAGGAUCAGAGAUAGCAGCAGUUUUCCAGGUUGUGUUCGGGCGGUCAGUUUGAAUGGUGUCGUGUUGGAUCUGUCUAAGCCAGCUUCACAGCAUGAUGUCACCUCCUGUUUCAGCAGGGACCAGACAGGAAGUUACUUUAAUGGAAGUGGAUAUGCUGAACUGAUGCAUGACGGGUAUAAGGUUGGCUCGGACAUGACAGUGUCUCUGGAGUUUCAAUCAAGCCAAUCAGAAGGAGUGUUUCUAGGAAUCAGCAGUGUGAAAGUUGAUGCUAUUGGACUGGAGAUGAUCGACGGACAGGUUGUUUUCAAUGUGAAUAAUGGGGCAGGUCGAGUGUCAGUGCGCUCGGUUGGCCAGAUGCUCUGCGAUGGACAGUGGCACCGCCUGCUAGCCCGAAAGACCAAACACACCCUCAGCUUAACUAUAGACGAGCGAACUUUCACCACCUCAAACCCCUACCCACAAUCCACCUCUGCUGAAACUAACAACCCUGUCUUCCUAGGAGGAUAUCCAGUGGGUGUCAAACAGAACUGCCUGUCGACCAGCUCCAGCUUCAGAGGUUGUCUGAGGAACUUGCAGCUUUUUAAGUCUCACCUGACCAAGGCUCUUGAUCUGAGUUCUGCUCACUUCUUGUUGGGAGUAACCCCUAACUCAUGCCCUGUUUCCUAGCAAUGCCCAGCAAACAUGCUGAGAUGUUUUAUGAAGCAUAAGUUGCAAUAUCAUUAAUGAUUGGUUGUGUAGUGUAAAUCCCUCUGUUAGAGCAGCUGAUUAUUCCUGUCAGAUUUGAUUUUCUGUAUUCUUAACUUGAAUAAUUAAAGAUCAUCUUAACAUGAAUGUAUUCAGACUUUUUUCCGAACAGAGUAACUUCAGAUUGUCUGUAAACAUGAAUAGUUGUUCUUUUGACAACA